AUGGCACACCACCCCUCCCAGCUUAGGAACUUGGAAGCUCCACAAUCCAAACCCACCACCCCAAACCCAGAUCUCAUCCAAACCUAUAAACCCUCCUUCUUGGUAAAACACAUGUCAAGCCUAAACUUGGCUCAAGCCCACAAAACCCGUCCACCACACAAACACUCUCCUCUUGUCGACACCCACUUGCAGGGCAAACCCAUGACAACCUCUGCGGUGGUUGUCCCAGAGAAAGAGAGUGAUGUUGUUGUGGCUGUGAAGAGAACCCACAAAGAGAAACCCCAAAGGAGCUGUUCGGAAUUGGAAAGGAGGAAGCUUGGUGAUCCUAAUGACAAGGAUGUGGUGGAGGAUGCUAAGGUUGAAAAGGAGAAACCUAGGAAUCCUCAUUUGGAGAAACAUGAUGGUAUUGGGAGAAUGUCCUUGUCUCUGGCUCCGGGUGGGGGUAGAAGGAGAUCCUUCUGUGGGUCACAGGCUGAUUUAAGAGAUGCCUUUGCAAUCAAUGGGGCGAAAAUGGUUUCUGUUGAUAUGCCACCGUUUAUGCAGAUCCAUGCUGUUAACUGUGCCAGAAAGUCUUUAGAUAGCAUGGAGAAGUUCACAUCCAAGACUCUAGCACUCUCCCUCAAGAAGGAAUUUGAUGGGGUGUAUGGGCCGGCAUGGCACUGUAUUGUGGGGACUAGUUUUGGGUCUUUCGUGACCCAUUCAGUUGGAGGGUUUCUAUAUUUCUCCAUGGAUCAAAAACUAUACAUUCUCUUAUUUAAAACCGCUGUACAAAAAGCAGGUUGA
Sphenostylis stenocarpa is the source of this 783-nucleotide messenger RNA. Lineage: Eukaryota; Viridiplantae; Streptophyta; Magnoliopsida; Fabales; Fabaceae. The record is from the annotation of a GenBank genome assembly.